Molecule: messenger RNA, 930 nt
Organism: Pisolithus orientalis
Lineage: Eukaryota; Fungi; Basidiomycota; Agaricomycetes; Boletales; Pisolithaceae
Exons: 4
Coding region: 96-539 (147 amino acids)
Source: RefSeq, a predicted model, not a curated record
GUCCGGCAGAGCACGUGCAGACGAUGAGCGCUGAGCGUCCCCGGUUGAGGGGGGCUGAUGGUAUGUGACAGGCUCCAAGAUCGCACUGAGUCACCAUGAACUCUCCUGAACCAAGCUCUCCUGUCUCAUCCGAUUCAUCUGCCGGUACCCCACCGCCAGAUGACUUCCAGUCAUCAGUCAACAAUCGCGAUCAGCAGCGCAUUCUGACCGCGAUUAACACCCAGCCACUCAGCGUGGGCCCUAUGCAAAGUCCAACCGGGUCCUCCAAGCGUCGUUUGCCUGUGGGGUCAUUUCAUGAGGGACCCUCUCUCAGGGACGCCAAGUCCCGCCGGCGAGAGGAUGCCGCUAGCAGUUCAAGGAGACACGCCGUUGACAAUCAAGGACAACAUCCCUCAACGGCUCCAGGACCAUCCGGGCAAAUUAGAAGCGAUUACAUUCCUCGUCGGGACAAAGAUGACCUUGUAGAUACGGGCCUCGUAGAGCAACUCAGAAAAGAAUUCGGGGAUCCCUUCAUAGAAGCCUUCGGCGCAAAGCACUGAAAUAUAUAUGUUUAGAUUCGGCGCGUAUUCGAGAACGCCGUAUUUUCGCUGCAAUUCAUUUCCGUCUCAUUCACCACAUCCUUACGGAUCAUUCCCUUCAGAGGAUCAAAUACUCAAUGCCCGUGGACAGGGGUUUCUUCUGGUUGGACGAGCCUUUUCAGCGUCAGCAUUAAUACAGAGUGAUAUGAAGUCAUGUACGAGCGUCUGAUAAAGACUUGAUGUCGAUCAGACGAUGUGCUUUUCCACUGUAAGCAUCCAAAUUAGCUAUUCAUUGAGGUACGCUGUUCGGCGCGGUCAGGAUGCUUGAAUUGGGAGCAUUGUAGUCGGUAAGGUAACUCCAUCGAUCUUCGAUGACGUUGAGUAACCUGUCGGUAAGGUCCCGGUGUUUGCA